CUCCAGGCGCGAACGUGAAAUCGAAUUACCAUGAUGAAAUUAUAAACAUGAACAAGUACCAUUAACUGUCAUCAUGGGAUGGUGUGCUGCUUGUGGUACGAAGUCAACAAAAGAGAACAAAACAUCAGUGUUUCCUAAAGAUCCAGAUAGAAGAAUCCAAUGGAUUGCAGCAGUUCGAGCACUGGACAAACCAGAUUGGAAUCCGACAAAAGAUUCAGUGUUAUGUGAGAAACACUUCAGUUCAGACAUGUGGGAAAAAAUACGUGUCGAUGGAACCAAAAAGUUAAAAAGAAAUGCGAUACCGACCCUCUGUGAACCCAUUCAAAGGACUGGACAGCAGAAUAUUGUUCUCCAAAGCCAGGGUCAUGUCGAAGCUUCCAUUCGAACGACCAAACAGCAGAACGUUUCCAGAAAGGAUAUAAUCUGUCUGUAUAAUGAAGAUGACGUUACAUUAACCAGUUCCGAUGUAAUACCGUCAUCUUCACGACGAGGUAAAGUCGAUGAGAAUCAUGAGCAGAACUCUCUAAAUUAUUCGGCUACAUCGACGAUGAUUAUGGACAAUUUUCCCGACAUGACAACUGAUGAGCAAGACUCGUCUGCAAAAAUUAUGACGAAUUCUACAAUUGCCGCGCAUGAAAAAAAGAUAACGGAAAUGGAAGAGCAACUAAUCUGCAAAAAUUAUGACGAAUUCUACAAUUGCCGCGUAUGA
Messenger RNA from Trachymyrmex cornetzi, 709 nucleotides. RefSeq lists its product as uncharacterized. The record is from RefSeq and is a predicted model, not a curated record. The transcript has 5 exons. Bases 74 to 709 code for a protein of 211 amino acids. Lineage: Eukaryota; Metazoa; Arthropoda; Insecta; Hymenoptera; Formicidae. Gene Ontology annotation, molecular function: sequence-specific DNA binding.